GCUCGUACUCAUUGGUGGGUCGGGCGCUGGUGGUGUGCGACCCCAAUCUGCUCAGGGAUAUAAUGGUCAAGGAUUUUAACGUAUUCCCCGAUCACAAACACCUUCAUCCCGGGUCAUCUAAAAUUGAUAAGAGUCUGUUUUUUAUGCCCGGGGAUGACGACUGGAAACGCGUCCGGUCUAUACUGUCGCCGGUGUUCACUUCGGGUAAACUGCGGGCAAUGAUGGCUCACAUAUCGGACAUUUCCGACUCGUUUGUCAAUAAUUUGGACGAUUAUGAGAAAAAAGGUGAAGUGGUAGAUAUGCGCAAAUAUAUCGGUGCGUUCGCCAUGGAUGUGAUCAGUGCCUGUGCUUAUGGUAUAAACACGGAGUCCAUCAAAAACACGAGUCAUCCCAUUGUGACCAACGCUAAGAAAAUACUGGGUGUCGACGCCGGUAUCAGUUUGCUAUUGUCGGUGUUAGCACCCGGGUUAGCCAAACUACUAAGGUUGGAGCCCUUUGACAUAAAUGCUGCCAAUUAUUUCGAUGAACUCACCAAUCAAAUCGUGAAAGAGAGAAAAAUUAUCAACAAAUAUAAAGUGACCGAUAAAUGU
Messenger RNA from Oppiella nova, 590 nucleotides. NCBI's taxonomy places the organism in Eukaryota, Metazoa, Arthropoda, Arachnida, Sarcoptiformes, Oppiidae. The record is from the annotation of a GenBank genome assembly.